Messenger RNA from Dendrobium catenatum, 676 nucleotides. RefSeq lists its product as uncharacterized. The transcript has 4 exons. Bases 137 to 433 code for a protein of 98 amino acids. The record is from RefSeq and is a predicted model, not a curated record. Gene Ontology annotation, cellular component: Cul4-RING E3 ubiquitin ligase complex. NCBI's taxonomy places the organism in Eukaryota, Viridiplantae, Streptophyta, Magnoliopsida, Asparagales, Orchidaceae. Gene Ontology annotation, biological process: positive regulation of proteasomal ubiquitin-dependent protein catabolic process.
AAAUUACUAAAUUUAUAACUAAGUUCAACCUUUUCUGUUCCCCGUAGCUAUUGCUCUUUCAUCAACUUCGCCGGUUGCCAUGCGAAGUCUAAGUGAAUCGUAAAGAUCGGACCUGAGAGUCAAUUUGUUCUUAUUGAUGGCAUUUCUCAUGGGAGAUUGGCCCUCGUACGAUCCUCAAAAUUUCAGCCAGAUCCGUCCUUCCGAUCCAUCAGCGCAGCCGUCGAAACUCACACCAGCCACAUAUCAUCCUACUCAUAAUAGGACUGUUCCUCCACCAAACCAAGUUAUAACAACUGAAGCUAGAAACAUUCUCCUGAGGCAAAUCUAUCAGAAAGCAGAAGACAAGCUGAGACCAAAGAGAGCUGCAACAGAUCUUCUAACACCGGAGCAUGGUUGCAAACAACCUAGAGGUGACUUUUCAAAUGAUCCUUAGCUAACUUCUUUUUAUCAGAAAACACUGCAAGAAGCUGAUGCCUGCCUUUCUACUAUAUGUGAAACCUACACGAAAUGUUUAGUAGUAUUGUGUUUGUUUUCUAAUUGAAUGUCAUCAUAUGCUCUGCUUUGGAUGACAUGAAUGUCUAUAUUUGUCGGCCUUUAAUAUGCAGAGAGCAUCUCUAGUAAUAUUGUAUCUUAGAUUUGUUGGUUUGUUAUGUCCAAUAUGGCAUAUGAACUCUAA